ACUGGGAGAUCUACGAUGCGGCGAGAGAUAAAAUGGUUGUGUUCUUCGAUGUGAGAUACCUCGUUGAUAGGGUCAUGUUUGGCAUGUGGCGGACGGCCUGCAACUAUCUCAUCCGCUUCGUUCACCCGACCUCAACGAAGAGCUACGAAAGCUGGCUCCUCCUGGGGUUCCUCCAGGAACUCAGGGUCCUCAACGGCUUCGCCGACGGCCAAUGGAGGAUACCAUCCUCGAUCUGCCACCGGUUCGCACGCAUCUACAAGGACAAGAAACCUAUGCUCGCUGCGUACCCUUGCUUCACCACCCUUGUUGAGGACGUCCUCUUCCUGCGCAUAGAUCAUGCCAGGGACUACGUGGAAUGGAAAGUAGUCCAGGACAAGGCGGCGGAGAUGGUAAAAAAGAUGGCCUACAAGGUGCCCGAGCUUAAGAACAAGCUGCAUGUCCCUCGCGGCCCGAACAACCUGUACCACGUCGUGUCCAUUGGAUCCAGCUCUCAUCGAAGGCGUGUCGUGAAGAACUUAGGCCGGCAACAAGGAACCGACAUUGCUCGAGUCUAUCUUCAGCUGAAGAAGAGACUGCCUUCUUCAAGUCAGGGUGAAAGUAAUGGUUUCUCAGCGAGUGAAUUAGAGGAGACACUGAUUGCACUACUUGAGAAAGCUUUGCAAGCUGGUAGGUGUUACCAUCACCCUCAAUUCCCUCUCCACCAAGGAGAAGGUUUCCCGCUCCUGCAGAUGCUAGAUAGGGAGAAGGUACAUUUGACUCCAUUAUCGAUCAACCCCCAUGCUGAAAAUUCAUCCAAACAAGGUGUUCCGCCCAUGCAGAUGCUAGCUAAGCCUCCAUUCUUGGUCAAACCCCUGAGAGGCCAAGUACGUCAACUCGAACAUUCACCCAAGCAAGAUGUACUGCAGAGUUCUGCUGCUGUGGCCUUUUCAGAAACUAAGUCAGCCAUGAAGCUUAUGAGCUCUCAGGAGUCUCAACAAGAUGCUGCUCGUCUAGGGACCAGGGAUCUCUCAGAAUAAGCUAGCUUCGCUUUGCAAGUGCUACCAGGGGGACUUCUAAGUCGCCUAGAACACUCGUUUGUCUUGUUAUUGAGCUACUCUAUUAUUCAACGCACUUUUAAGUCAUAUAUCUUAUUUUUGUUUGACUGUUC
Messenger RNA from Panicum virgatum (switchgrass), 1147 nucleotides. RefSeq lists its product as uncharacterized. The record is from RefSeq and is a predicted model, not a curated record. Bases 33 to 1016 code for a protein of 327 amino acids. Lineage: Eukaryota; Viridiplantae; Streptophyta; Magnoliopsida; Poales; Poaceae. The transcript has 11 exons.